Messenger RNA from Oryzias latipes (Japanese medaka), 439 nucleotides. The record is from RefSeq and is a predicted model, not a curated record. Lineage: Eukaryota; Metazoa; Chordata; Actinopteri; Beloniformes; Adrianichthyidae.
AGGUGAACCGGGACUCUGUAAGUUCACAGCCGAACCGAUAACUGUUCUGAAGUGCCACAGUAGAAGAUCAAAUGUUUGUCUGCGGGACGCUCUGUCGGUCUUCUGCUCUGCAGCUCUUCAGAGUGUUUUCCACCAAAACUUUACCUACUCUGACUCUCUUCACCAAGGACCCUUGCUCUCUGUGUGAUGAAGCUAAAGAAGUGCUGGAGCAGUUCAAUCACAGGUUUGUUCUGCAGCAGGUGGACAUCACUCUUCCAGAGAACCGGUUGUGGUGGGACAGGUACCGCUGGGACAUACCUGUGUUCCACCUGAAUGGCCAGUUUGUGAUGAAACAUCGCGUGGACGUCGCCCUGCUGGACAAACUGCUGCAGGACAUUGAGUUGCAACAAUUUUAAGGGCUGACGCCUCGCUAAUCAAUAAAUGUCACCGAUCAAUCAGA